This is a messenger RNA of Astrephomene gubernaculifera, 820 nucleotides long. The record is from the annotation of a GenBank genome assembly. Lineage: Eukaryota; Viridiplantae; Chlorophyta; Chlorophyceae; Chlamydomonadales; Astrephomenaceae.
CGCAUCAGCGGGGUCGAUAGCAACAAAGAAGCCCGCUGGCAACGGACCCAUAAAUGUCGUACACUUCUGUUUCCACAGAGGGAUGUGAAACGCAAACUAGGACUUUACUUUUCUCCAGACUGGCUUCCUUUAAUUCAUACGAUCAUUUUGCGCUGAAAACUCGUUCAUUCACAGUCACAACUACAUAAACCCGCAACAUUUAUGCUAUCAACAUUCUGUUGAACCGCACAUGUAAGAAGGGAAGGCUUAGGGAAAGUUGUCGGACGUGAUUCAGGGCGCACGGACGUAGCCUGGUACUGGCCAGAAGGUGUCUAGCUAGGCGACGAUGGGGCUCUGGAUCAGUAAGCUUUGGUCCCUUUUUGGCGACCAGGAAGCUCGUAUCCUGGUGCUUGGGCUGGACAACGCAGGGAAAACAACAAUCCUGUACCGUCUCCAAGUCGGGGAGGUAGUUUCCACCAUCCCGACGAUUGGAUUCAACGUAGAGACGGUGACAUAUAAAAACAUAAAGUUCCAAGUGUGGGACUUGGGAGGGCAGACCUCCAUUCGGCCUUACUGGCGCUGCUACUUCCCAUGCACACAGGCCAUCAUCUACGUCGUGGAUUCGACGGACACGGACCGCAUCGGGAUCUCGCGGGACGAGUUUAAGGCGCUGCUGGACGAGGAGGAGCUGCGGGACUCGCUGAUCCUGGUCUUCGCCAAUAAGCAGGACCUGCCAAACGCUUUGAGCGAUGCCCAGAUAGCCGAGGGGCUAGGGCUGCAUGACAUCAAGAGCCGUGACUGGGCUAUCUUCAAGACAAGCGCGGUGAAGGGCGAAGGGUUG